AUGUCUGGAUCACAAAUGCAGUUAGAGGAUUGGCUGGACGACCUCUGCGUCCGCUUCAUCAUCAACCUCCCCCAGGAGGAUCUCUCCUCCGUCGCUCGAAUAUGCUUCCAGGUCGAAGAAGCUCAGUGGUUCUACGAGGAUUUCAUCCGUCCACUUGACCCGACCCUGCCGUCCAUGACCCUGCGAACUUUUUGUCUACGAAUCUUCCAGCAUUGCCCCUUAUUGGCCAACUUUUCUGUCGAGAAUCAUACCAAAGCUUUUGAGGAGUUUUUGGAAUACAAGACUCGUGUUCCUGUACGAGGUGCUAUCAUGCUGAACGAGGCCAUGGAUUCGACAGUCCUGGUCAAGGGAUGGAAGAAGGGAGCCAACUGGAGUUUCCCACGAGGAAAGAUCAACAAGGACGAAGAUGACCUGGAUUGUGCCGUUCGUGAGGUAUAUGAAGAGACCGGCUUGGACCUCCGAGCUGCUGGCCUGGUACCCACCGAACAUAAGCCAAAGUACAUUGAAAUCUCGAUGCGCGAACAGCACAUGAGGCUUUACGUCUUUCGAGAUGUUCCAAUGGACACCGUAUUUGAACCCAAGACAAGGAAAGAAAUCAGUAAAAUCCAGUGGUACAAGCUAUCGGAGCUACCAGCCUUCCGCCGCAAGAAUGGCCAAGCGAACGAUGCCAACACUGCACCUAAUGCCAACAAGUUUUAUAUGGUGGCACCGUUCUUAGUGCCGCUGAAGAAAUGGGUUAUGGCGCAGAAGAAGAUUGAAGCAAGGAGAGCGGCAAACAGCUCGCAGGGUUAUGGACCUAUCAGCGAAGCCCAAUACGAGGACGAAGCAUGGAACGAUACUGGCGCCGAAACUACGGAUCAAGGCCCCGCGAUAGAGACGCUCGCAGGUGCGACACAGGAGUUACAGCGAUUAUUGAAGGUGCAACCUCCCACUCAAGGACUACAAGGUGUUUCUGCUCCGGCUCCGGCUCCACAGGAUAAAGGAAGUGCAUUGCUUUCUAUCCUCCAAGCCAAAGGCGGUCCUACCAGCGCCAUGCCGCCGCCAGCUGGUGCUCACUAUCCUCAGACUCCUCUUGAUCACACAGUUACCAAUGCUCCCGAACCUCAUACGCCGCACCAUCAUAAUAUUCACCAGAUGCCAUCCACAAAUACUCAGCAGCCACCGCCCCCAUUCCCGUACGCGCCUAAUCAAGGCGCUCACUGGGGUAUGGGACUUGGACAGCAGGCUGGCAAUCCCCAGCUAUAUAAUCAGCAAUACUCCAUCCAGGAGGGUCAGUAUAAGAGCAACCAGGCUCCUCUGGUGCAUCCUCAACCAUUGCCCCCCCAGGUAGAAAGAGCUGUUUUCAACAGGAGUGUAUUCCAGGACGUUAACCAACCCACCCACAACCCUGUGCCCGGCCAGUUCCUUACUCAGCAGCAAGCGCAAUAUGGCUACCACGGCCAGAUGCCUCAGCAAUCUCUCAAUGGACCUGGGCAGCCGAGACCACAACCUAUGAACGGCCAGUCCAUGGCCCUCCUGAAUGCUUUCAAGGGCGGUAAUACCGCGCCACAGGUACAGCAGAAGCCUCAACAAGUCCCGUUCCCUCCUGGCUUCCCUGCACAGAGCCAGGGAUCUGUGUAUAGUAACCUAGGUGGAGCACAAGCGCAACGAAUUCCUCAGCAAGUCCCUCAUGCGGCCGGCCCUGUGGGAGGUCAAGACCGCUCAGGACCAAGUCCUAAGGAGCUGCCAGGCUCAAAGGUUGGGCCUCCUCCCGACAACCACCGCUCUGCUCUGUUAGGCAUGUUUCGCAAGGACGACCAGAAUCAGCCUCCUGCGCAAGGACCUCAGCCCGCUGGGCAGCCUGCUCCUGGCGGUAUGAUGAGUGAACUUCUGCGUUCAGUUGGCGGGGACAAUUUCAGGGCGAACAUUCCCCAACAAGCCCCAGUAGAUCCCAACCCGCUCCCGUCCAUGGAUGGCCUAUCCCUACAGCAACGACCUACUCAAAACGGUACACCUGGAUCUCAAGGGAGAGCGGAUUAUUCGCAACAAUAUGGUAUCCAAGCACAUGCACCGGCUGCCUCGCAACCUACUCAGCCCAUCCGUAUUCUUCAGCGAGGCCAGGGCGAACAAUUAUUUGGCAUCAAUGGAGCAUCCGCAUCUCCUCAGACUUCACUUGCCUCGCCAAGUGGAAUGUCUAGCCACCUGCAGCCUGCAGGUGCUGGUAUUAGCCCCAGCAUUGCACAAGCAUUCCCUGCUAUGAAUCGUCGUCGCGAGUCUGGUCCCGCUCAGAAGAGAGAACUGCUGUCACUCUUUGGCAAGCAGCCAUCCCCUGCUAGUUUGGAGGCAGCUAAGGGCAAAGAGGUCAUUGCUGGAACGCCUAGGUCUCGUCUUGCUUCCCUAGCCUCUGGAGCGGACGACCCUGCCGGCCCGCCCUCUCGUCGCGGUAGUCAGACGCCUAUCUCGCCAGCCGAACGCACGUUUUUGCUGGACUACUUACAGUCUGUUACCAAGAAUGCUAACCAUUGA
Molecule: messenger RNA, 2505 nt
Organism: Fusarium subglutinans
Lineage: Eukaryota; Fungi; Ascomycota; Sordariomycetes; Hypocreales; Nectriaceae
Product: mRNA decapping complex subunit 2
Exons: 2
Coding region: 1-2505 (834 amino acids)
Biological process (GO): deadenylation-dependent decapping of nuclear-transcribed mRNA; nuclear-transcribed mRNA catabolic process, nonsense-mediated decay
Cellular component (GO): P-body; cytoplasm
Molecular function (GO): 5'-(N(7)-methylguanosine 5'-triphospho)-[mRNA] hydrolase activity; manganese ion binding; RNA binding
Source: RefSeq, a predicted model, not a curated record